Seminavis robusta is the source of this 756-nucleotide messenger RNA. Lineage: Eukaryota; Bacillariophyta; Bacillariophyceae; Naviculales; Naviculaceae. The record is from the annotation of a GenBank genome assembly.
AUGUCCCUCAAGGAUGACAGGGCUUAUGCCACAGACGAUGACGGCACCGAUGGAAAAGCCCCCGUCAUGAACCAGACCAAGGGUUUCUUCAUUCCCACUCCUAAAUACACCAAGGGAAAUAGCAAGGAGAAGAGCAAGGAGAACGAUGGAAAGCGUAAGUUCAGCGAUGCAUUUGGAGGGGGCUUUUUUUCUGAUGUUGUCUGGAACAGUGUCGGCCUAAGCAACAAGAAGAAAUCCAAGCCCACCCAAGUCACCGAAUCCAGCAACCAUUCUUGGAAGAACAACGCCGACAAGAACACUUCCAAAAGCAAGAAGAAUCCUGUUGUGCCCCGCAAGAACAGCACUAUCAAGAUUGCUCCUCCAUCGUCCAGCCCCUCCUCCAAUGAUUCGUCCGAUGAUGAAGUUGAGAUUGUUGCUCCACCACCAAACUACAAGAGGAAGGAGACAAGUGUCCUCCUAGAUUGCAAGGACCCCAAGAAAACUACACGUGUCAAGCAGGCCCUUCUUGAACCAGAUUCUGAGUCAGACGAUAGUGAUGACAGCAUUGACUCGACAUCCAAUGCGAUCUUCAAUGCCCCUCCAAGGAAUGGGCGCACACGAAGAAUCUCCACAAAAGCUGAGACUAUCCGCAAAACCACCCAAGUUGCCAUUCCUGGAACAGCUUGGAGGAGUAUGCUCGAUGCUCACACUGGGACCAGCAUGGAACUUGGGCCUUCCGAAGGGGACUUCCAGAGAAGUCAUCAAUGGUCUCUCUAA